Salpingoeca rosetta is the source of this 915-nucleotide messenger RNA. RefSeq lists its product as uncharacterized. The record is from RefSeq and is a predicted model, not a curated record. NCBI's taxonomy places the organism in Eukaryota, Choanoflagellata, Craspedida, Salpingoecidae. The coding region runs from base 1 to 915 and encodes 304 amino acids. The transcript is spliced from 9 exons.
AUGGCUGAUAUGCUCAUCGACUUGGCCAUGUCGCCGCUGGCGACGGUCAAGACCCUAAUGAUGCUUGGCUACGAGCCCCGUGAGGAGUACAUGUCCAAGAGCCUUUUCAAAGGGACCGGCUGGCGCCGCGCGGGUGCUGUCACCUUUGGGCGGGAGCUGUACCGGCAGCACGGUAUCCUUUCCCUUGCUGGCUCCUGGCCGAUCUCCUUCUUCGAGGCCAAGUCCAAGCAAUACGUGACCCAGCGUGUGCAGGCGUACCUGCGCGGUGCAGUGCAGCGUGCGUUCCCUUCCGUGGAAGAGGACACCGUGCUCGGCCGCUUGACAUUUGGUUGCGUCGAGGUUGUCUCCAACUGCGUCGGCAGCAUCGUCGUUCACCCGCUCAAAGUGCUUUCCAUCCACACGAUGGCCUCCAUCGUCGAGACGGACGGCCCCGCCAAGUUCCAGCCCAUCACCAUCGCCUCCAACAUCUACAAUACCACCGGCAUCGAAGGAUUCUACAGGGGUCUGACGGCACAGCUCAUUUUCGACUGCGUGAAGGUCAUCUCUGUGCGCGCGUGCGAGGCGUUCCUCAGCGCCACUGGCAUCAUCGAUACCAUCAAGGCGAGCGUGCUGCCUGAGGACGGUGCUGGUGCGCCGGAGCAAGAGGCACAGAACGUCUUCCUCAGCAUUCUCCCGGGACUCAUGGCCACCAGCCUGGCUGCGUACCUGUACCAUCCAUGGGACGUCAUCUCACGCAUGAUGUGCAUUUCCGGAUCAAACCUGCGUCUGGCGAAUGCGCCGUUCCAGCGCGACUUUUCUUCGUUCCGCGACUGCUACCGCUUCCGGGACAACAGCUAUCUGAGCACGCGCGGUCUGUUCCGCGGCGCGUCCAUCGCCGCCCGAUUCUACAAGACCCCGCUCCCCAUCCUCAAGUAG